Carya illinoinensis is the source of this 1379-nucleotide messenger RNA. RefSeq lists its product as uncharacterized. The transcript has 6 exons. Lineage: Eukaryota; Viridiplantae; Streptophyta; Magnoliopsida; Fagales; Juglandaceae. The coding region runs from base 229 to 1212 and encodes 327 amino acids. The record is from RefSeq and is a predicted model, not a curated record.
AAAAAAAUCAACGUGGCUCCAUUAGCCUUCCCUCUCCGUAGUCUCUGGGAUAGGUUCCUCGAUCUGUUUCACUCUCUCAAGCUAAACCCUGUAAUUCUCCCAAGAAAAUUUACGACAAAGCCCGGGAAAUCUUCCCAGAAACUUCCUUUAUCUUUUGUCCUUACUGGGUAUGGUAAAGAAUAAGAAAGUUUGUACCUCUGUGAUUGGUUUUAGAUAGGAAGUACGUCAAUGGCGGGAAUAGCUAUAGUCUUGGAUUUGUUACGGAAAAACCCAAGUUUAUACACGGGCCAAAGCCUCCACUCUUAUGGGUUGUUCUCGGCUACCGUCGCGGCAUCUGCCGCCGCCGCCGCCGUCUCCGCCGGAACCCCUUUUGCCUCUAGGGCGUUGUUCGGGAUAUCAGUUGCUCAUUGUGAUGCUGGUGCAGCAUUGUCUGAAGAUUACAUUUCCAGUAUACGAAGCACAACUACAAAUAUCUUUCAGCACGAUUCUUUGAAAUACGGAACAAAAGAAUAUAAAAUUGAGUUAAAACCUUUAUUCUCAGCUUUUGAAUUAAGGGCAUUUGCUAUGACUUCCGUGAGGUCGUUUUUGAUGUUCUAUUUGCCUCUUUUGGAGCCUCAUUCCAACAUUGAGGAGGAUGAUGAUGAGUUUCUUCAGGACACUCAAGAAGAGCACCGUUUAGAUUUGGUUGUUCCUUUUAAAAAAUCACUGAAGCAAAUCGUCCGUGAGACUACUGUUGUAACCACUAGACGAGUGCUAGAACGAAUUGCUGUCCAUUAUGUUUCACAGAGGAUGGCAUGGAAACUUUUGAAAGAUGGCCCCAAAUCUGCUGUGCGCAAGGCUGAAAGAGGAAUGCCUAGAUUGGUUUACUUCUAUAGUGUUAGCAGAACAACUAUCAGAGGACACUUUCUAGGGGUUGCUGCAUCAUGGCUUGUCCAAGUUGGUAUUGAAAUCUACAGAUACAUCUCUUCUCUGAUUAAAGAAGAGAGUGAUGAUCUUGAUAAAGCCGAAAAGAUAAAAUUUCUGGGGAAAAAGGUUGCCGGUGCUACUGUAAGGUGUAGUGCAUCACUGGUUUUUGCUUCCAUUGGGGCAGGGAUUGGUGCCACCCUCAUUCGUCCUUCAGUUGGCCAGUGGAUUGGCUGUGCUGUUGGGGAUUUGGCUGGGCCUUUUAUUGUAUCAGUUUGCCUCGAGAAAGUUCUGCAUGUGGACCUUUAAGCACUGGGUGAAAUUAUUACGACAUAUUAUUUGCAUCUGCUUAAAAUUGUUGGUGUACUUUUAUAAAAUGUUAAGGUACUUGAUGAUAAUAAAUCUUUGAAUAAUGCUACUUACUAAAAGCAGGUGUUGAAGCAGAAGCCAAUAUGGCGGUCAGUUGAAAUUUUACA